Cynoglossus semilaevis (tongue sole) is the source of this 5968-nucleotide messenger RNA. It is a transcript of the gene mybl1, whose product is annotated as v-myb avian myeloblastosis viral oncogene homolog-like 1. Gene Ontology annotation, biological process: regulation of DNA-templated transcription. The record is from RefSeq and is a predicted model, not a curated record. The transcript is spliced from 16 exons. Gene Ontology annotation, molecular function: DNA-binding transcription factor activity, RNA polymerase II-specific; RNA polymerase II cis-regulatory region sequence-specific DNA binding. Gene Ontology annotation, cellular component: nucleus. The coding region runs from base 997 to 3327 and encodes 776 amino acids. Lineage: Eukaryota; Metazoa; Chordata; Actinopteri; Pleuronectiformes; Cynoglossidae.
GAAUAAGUAUCAGACAUUCAGGAUGAUACUAAUACAACUGAUUUCUGAUGAAAUACUAAAUGUCGUAAUAAUAAUAAUAAUAAUACAAUUGAAGUAAACUAUUGCACAGAAAUACAAAGACAUACAUUUUUAUUUAUCAAGAGAAUGAAAGGAUAAUAAUAAAUUGUUAGAAACAACAUGAAAACCCUUAUCAACAAUGCAGUUGGAUUGAUAAUAAAUGUUUCAGAAGCAAAAUAACUCUUCUCUAUUUUCCCUGUAUUAUUAUUUUUUUAUUUACAGUGGAGUCCUGACAACCUUAGUACUUUCUCCAUAAGCUCGUAUGUUACCGCACCCCAUAUUUGCACCGGCGGUGCAUAUGAAAAGAACCAUUCUACUUCUGUUCCUUCAGAAUUUGACAGUGGACUCGUGCAACUUAAUGUGCGCCCUUCCCAAAAUAUGUAGCCAAUACAGGUAAAGCUCUUCUAACUUUUUUUACCAAUCAUACGCGAGUCUCUCCUCACUCUCGGCCUAUCAGUUUCGAGUUUUUAACUCCUCCAUUCACUGCCCUAUUUUUGACCAAUCAAAGACGAGGCCGCCUGUGCAGGAGGGCUGGGCGCGAGAAUCGGCGGGAUGGACAAAAAUCAGCAGCUGAACACAAGAGCACAUUAAAACACAAGAGACAUGAAUAGAGGAUAUAUGAGAACUGUUAGUCCAGGCGAUUUUACAUUUCAGUGCUAAAGUUAGUUAAUAUUAAUAAUAUAAAAACAGGGACAAAAAGACACCCAGCAGCGUUUUUUAUGGGAAAAAAUCUUCGACAAUGAAAACGGCUCGUACCGCAGGAGUAUAAUAUUUGGGACUACACAGUGAGUUGGCUCGUUAGCCUGUUAAGGCUAAGUGGAAAUAAUUGCGUCUCAGAAGAAACCAGAAAUGACUGACAGCGGCUUCUAUGGAUGAACAUCUAUUGACGUGGUGUUUAGGAGAACUGUCAUUCCAGCUUCCAGCAUUCUGCAAACUGUCAUGGACAACGUGAAGUCACGCAGUUUUAGUAACGACGAGGAUGAAGAGCUACUUUCCACAGAUCCCGAGAGUAAAGAGAAGAGCAAAGACAAAAAGUCGCUGUGCAAAGUGAAGUGGUCCAGAGAUGAGGAUGAAAAGCUGAAAAAACUUGUCGAACAACAUGGAACUGACUCCUGGAAAUUAAUAGCCUCAGUUUUUCAAGGGAGGACAGAUGGCCAGUGUCAGCACCGCUGGCAGAAGGUGCUCAACCCAGAGCUGGUGAAAGGACCGUGGACAAAGGAGGAGGAUCAGAAGGUUAUUGACCUGGUACACAAGUAUGGCCCCAAACGUUGGUCUGUUAUUGCAAAGCACCUCCAGGGGAGGAUAGGGAAGCAGUGCCGUGAACGGUGGCACAAUCACCUCAACCCAGAGGUCAAAAAGUCUUCCUGGACACAGGAAGAAGAUCGAAUCAUCUACGAGGCCCACAAACGUCUUGGAAACCGAUGGGCAGAGAUCUCAAAGCUUCUUCCUGGACGGACGGACAACUCCAUUAAGAACCACUGGAACUCCACCAUGAGGAGAAAAGUUGAGCAUGAGGGCUACCUACAAGAUGACAGCAAGGCAAUGACAUCCACUCAGACUGGAGCUAAGAGACGUCACCACCGGCUGUGUCCCCUAACGCCCACACAAACUCAGAACUCAGAACACAGUCCCCUUCCAGUACCAGGACCAGGCCAGGUGGGAGGGUUCCAGUACGAUCCUCACAGUGAACACAUAUUGGACAGUCUUCCAGAAAAUCCAGGCUUUAUAUCACCAUCCUGCCUGGAUGAUCCUGACAGAGAACAAAGAAUUAAGGAGCUUGAGCUGCUGCUUAUGUCAGCAGAGAAUGAAGUCCACCAACAAGUGCAGUGCAGAGGUCCCUGUAGCAUGGAGCCAUACUCAGCUUGGUCAGACGGUGUUUCAAGUGAUACAUUAGCCACGAGCAGCAGCAGCCUGGAGGAGCAGGGAGACAGAGAGCCCUGGAGGGGCCCUGAGAUUCCACAGGGUCCCCUGACACAACUUCCUGUCUCCCCAAGUAAGUUCCUGGCCGUGGAGGCCAGCACAGUGCUCUCCUCCCUGCAGACCAUACCAGAGUUUGCAGAAACCAUGGAGCUCAUCGACUCGAUGUGUCUCGCUCUACAGGACCCUGUUGCAUGGAGCAACAUGACCAGCUUUGACCUUUCAAAGGCAGCGACACCACCCAGGCAUGACCUGGCCGGCUUCAACACUCUGCUGCAAGACAGGACCCUGGACAACUCCAUGGGCUACACAUUCAACAACUCAGCUCCCAUUUCAGGCCAAGAUAAAAACUGCACUCCAUUUGGCCUGACCACAACUGCCCCACUGACUCCCAUCAACUCAUCCAAAUACUCAACUGCACCCACUGGCAGGAGGAGGAGGAGAGAAAGAGGAGAAACCUCCCCUUUGUGUAACAGGACCUGUUCUUCUUUCUCAGAAAAUACUGUAAACUCUCCAAAGAAAACACCUACAAAGUCACUGCCCUUUACACCAUCACGGUUCUGCAACAUAUCAGGUGCAGAACAUCUGAGUUUGGAGAACCCAUCCCUCACCUCCACUCCUGUCUGUGGCCAAAGGUGUCUGUUCUACACGCCGCUGCAAAAAGAAACGACUCCAAAACACCAGAAAGAGAAUGAUGGGCCACGUACUCCCAAAUUCCGUAAAACCAUCAUGAUUCCUACUCCAAGGACACCAACGCCUUUCAAAAAUGCUUUGGCUGCCCAGGAGAAAAUGCACGGACCCCUGAAGAUGGAGCCUCAGCCUUUGGCACUUUUAGAAGAAGACAUCCGAGAAGUUCUGAAGCAAGAGACCGGAGCAGACAUCUUUAACAAAGCUGACAUCCAGCCCGACUACCGAGAAUGGAAACAUAAUGUCGACGGUCCAGCUAAGAAAGUCCGCAAGUCCCUUGUGCUGGACCCUUGGGCUAAAGACGACCUCAAUGUCCAGCUGUUUCAAGAGCAACUCAACAAUGUAGCAAAACCAGAGGAACGUUUACUCUCCAGCUCCUCCCUGGUGACACAGACCCCUGACCAGGACAAGUGCAGCCGCCCUUUGACCUCUGCCAGAGAGGAGUCAUCCCUGGCCUCUGUUCCUCCCUGUCACUUCACCAGUCCACGGGUAAAGAAACCCCUUCCACCGCAGAAGGCACCAAAACACUCCACUCUCCAGGUGAGUGAUUGGGAAGCAGUGGUUUAUGGGAAGACGGAGGACCAGCUGAUUAUGACAGAGCAGGCGCGUCAGUACCUGAACCCUUACACGUCGUCUGGCUCCACCUCCAGGGCUCUUGUGCUUUGAAAGCCGUCCACACUACUCCACCCAUCCGACAAACUACAUCCUGUAAGAGACAAUCUAGUCCAGACAAAUGAAGUUGUUAUUCUUCCAACAAAGACAUUCACUGCCAACAACACUUCUCCAUCACUGCCCCCCCUCCCGACCUCCAGUACUUUUUUUUUACCACAUUUCUAACUUGAACUGACUUCAUAAGCAUCAUUGUAUAUAAAUUAACGAGGCUAGAUCAUGUUUUCUGCACUAGUUAGUGAUGUUGAAACUACCUGCACAGACAGUACUGUAGUCUGUAGACAUAGUGUAUUCUUUUAGCAGCAGCUGCUUCCAAGUUUUAUAUUGUUAAUAUAUUGACUGAAUAACAAGAAUAUACAUUUUAUAACUCGUAUUCUUUUGCUAAACUUGCCCAUUGUUGUUUCUCAUGUAGCUUUUUUUAUUAAUCGACAGAAAUCACGGCAUGGGUUUUCAAACACACUCAAGAAUAUAAGACUUUAAAUCACAUACACACUAAUUUAGCUAGAAGUAUAGGAGCAGCAGUAAUGAAGCUGAAUGUUCAUCAUACUGGUGUAGAGUUUCUGGAGGAUGAAAAAAAAAAGUAAGUUGUCAGUAUUGCACUACUGAGUUGAUUUUACUGCUGAGACAGGAGUAAUGUUUAAAGGACAAACUGGAUAGCACUUCUGAUGGUAUUUUUUUUUUUUUUGGUUCUUUUUUUUGUUUUGUUUUUUUAAAAUAACAACACACUUCCUUUCUGAGGCCAUAUUGUCCGCAGAGACAUGGAUUGAAUGUAAUUUCACUGCAAUGUAUGUACACGAGUAAGAACCUCAAGGAUGGAAGGGUACGCUUAUGUUUUUUUUUCCUUUGUUUUAUUUAUUGUCUGACAGCUCUGAAGCUUAGAUUAUUAAUAUAAAUCACAUUCAGUGAGUUUUGUUUUCUUAAAGAAGUUUAACUUUGCUCUCACAACAGCCUAAAAAAACUCAAUUUGCUCUCAAAGCAAAAUCUCUCCCUGUAAUAGAAAAUGAAGGUUCUCCAUUGUUCUGGCCAUUGGUCAGUUUUCACACAGUCAGUGUUUCACAUCUGGUCGAAUACAGAUUUACAUAUUAAAAUGAAGGCUGAAGUUUUUAUUUAUUUAAUGUUUACUAAUUUAUUUAUUUCUUUAAAAAAAUGACAUUUUAAGAGAAACUAUUGAAGAAACUUUAUUGUCGAAAUCAGGAUUGAGCUACCGUUUGGUUUCACCCUUUCUCCGAGGUGCACUGCCGCUCAUGUGACGGUGAUGUGUGUUUUCUGUUUUUUUGUUGUUUUUUUUUUCCAGUACUUUGUUCUCUUGACUGUUAGGUAGCAGGGCUCCACCUCUGACCUCUAAUCAUAGACAAAUUGCACUUUUUACCCUUGUAGUCUUUAUACUUGUUUGUUCAUUCUGACCUGAUGUACAGUAGCACUGUCCUGUAUUUGUGCAUAUGUGUGUCUUAGACGGAGGUCCACAGCUUUUCUAUUGGAUACUGAAAUGAAGGUCAAGUUGCAUUUUCUUGCCAGGUUUGAUUCUCGUGUUCUGCUGCAGAGAGGUGUUUAAAUAUACUAGAAAUGGACAGUUUUGAGGGAAAAAAAUGUAAAUAUGAUUGUCCUGAAUGACAAUGUGAUUCAAAUUUGAUUUAUAUACAGUAAAAUUGUAGGUCACGUCUUUGUUUGAAAAUAACUGGUGUUAAUAGCCAAAGCUGGAAGUACUGUUCUGUAAAAAAUAACAUGAAUUUAUCAUAUUUUUAGGAUACAUUUUGACAUGCUCUGACCUUGUUAUAAAAAAGAAAAAAAAUGAUCGCAGAUUGGAUCAUUUGUAAUUUAAUCUCUUAAUAAUUACUUUUUCUAUUUAAAAAUGGUAUUUUAGAACAUUUCAUUUUCAAAUGAGUGAUUCUUGUUGUGUUCCAAGCAUUAACAAACUACCUUAAUUUGAUGAAUGAGAAAUAGAUUUUACCAAUUCUGUCACUAUCAUCAUAAAAACUGAUUCAUUUUAAGUGACAUUUCAUCAAUUUAGACAUUAAGAGCGUGGCCGAGACAGUAAAAGCGUCAGCUAACAUCAGUGUUCUUUGUAUUAAAGGCAUCACUUGAACAGGAAUUAGCACUAAUCUGGAUUAUCCUGCAUUAAGUAUAGGAGUGAGAACAAGAAGGGAAUCACAUCAAGGAGGUCAAGAGGAAAAUUUAAGAUGGCAGGAGCCACCGUUCCCAAUCAAACAUCAACACCGGACACAGUCGCCUGUGUCUGAUCUGUACAUACUCGUGUGAUUUGAUCUGUUUGUUCCUUUGACUUGUGUUUGUGCAUUUCAUGUGUCCCAAACUAAUAUGUUCUGUUUGUCAAGACUCAUGUAACAUCAUAGAUUUGGAGGUUUUUAAGCACCUAGACAAGGUAAUAGCCUCUGUCAUUUCCUACUGUAGUUGCUGGACUUUGCUUUCAUCUACUAUGUUUGUAUAGGAUUUUACAGUUGAAGUCAUAACCCAUGAACAAAAACAUAGAACUCCACACAUCUAUCUCUGUAACCAUGUACUUAAUUUGUUUAAAUAAAUGCUUUUGUUGCAUGACUUUUUGCUAUUAAGAUUUUGUUUCUUGUUUUUCCAGGUGCUUGUUAUCUUUCAACGUCCUUAAAAUUCAUUGUUUGGCUAAAAGCUA